Messenger RNA from Salarias fasciatus (jewelled blenny), 3103 nucleotides. It is a transcript of the gene st3gal4, whose product is annotated as ST3 beta-galactoside alpha-2,3-sialyltransferase 4. The transcript is spliced from 12 exons. The record is from RefSeq and is a predicted model, not a curated record. NCBI's taxonomy places the organism in Eukaryota, Metazoa, Chordata, Actinopteri, Blenniiformes, Blenniidae. Gene Ontology annotation, molecular function: sialyltransferase activity. The coding region runs from base 413 to 1435 and encodes 340 amino acids. Gene Ontology annotation, biological process: glycolipid biosynthetic process.
UUUAAAGAGAGAGAGAGGGAGAGAAAGAAAGCGAACCGUUACUCGCACGAUAAACCCAUGUCAGUAAGAGACAGAGUACCGUGGCGUGAACGCUGUGUCGUCCAGGGGGAUGAGCUCCGGCACCCUCAUCCCACCGCGGCUUCUCCUCUCGUGCGUGCGCCGCGGCCGGACGCGCGUUUCUCCGCCCGUCGAGCUGCGGAUUUCACCAAAAGCAACGUGAACUUGGUUGCAACAUCAGUGUACAGUACAGCAAGGUCGCUCCCCGGAUUAAGUCUCGCCCGUCCCGCACCGCUGGGAGAGAUCAAGACUCGUUAUAUGCGAAUCGCUGACGAAGUAAUCUUUUGAGAUGAAAGAGGGAAAAGGAUGACUUCAUGCACUGUGUAGACAUGAGAAGACCAAGGAGUAUGUGAAGAUGUCCCAGAAGGCAACGAAAACAUGGUGCCUUAGGCUUCUCCCACUUCUCCUCUUCUUCAUCUCCUUUGUCACAUACUACUGUUCCUAUGCCAUACUUCAAAGCUACGGCGGCACCGGCAAGGCUCUGAACGGUAGCAAGUCGCUGUGUGGUGGCUGGAUAACCCAGAAGAAGUGGGAGAGUCUUAACUUCAACAUCACUCGACGGACUCAGCUCUUCCUGAAACUGGAGGAUUUCUUCUGGCGGGAGCAUCUGUCGGAGCAGGCAUUACCUUAUGGCAUAAAGGGCAGUGAGCUGAUGCUACUCAAAGUCCUGGCUGUGACUCCAACUUAUCAAUUACCGCCUGACAUUGAAAAUCUUGAAUGCAGAACCUGCGCCGUCAUUGGCAAUGGCUUCGCCAUCAAGAACAGCUCCUUGGGAAGCAUCAUCAACAAGUACAACGUCGUCUUUCGGCUGAACGAUGCCCCAGUGAGAGGCUACGAGGACGACGUGGGGAACAAGACCACCAUGAGGUUCUUCUACCCCGAGUCCGCCUCCGCCAACCCCGGACUGCACAACGAGCCCAGCACUCUGAUGGUCAUGGUGCCUUUCAAACAGCAAGACCUGCGGUGGCUCAAAGAGAUCCUCUAUAACGAGAAGAGGGUCAGGAAAGGUUUUUGGAAGCCCCCACCUCAGAUCUGGUUGGGGGAUGUGAGUAAAAUCAGAGUACUGGACCCACACUUUUUACACCAGACUGCAGACAGACUGCUGCAGAUCCCUCUGCACCCCAACAGCAAACAGAUGCCAGUGCAUCCGACCACGGGUAUCCUCGCCGUCUUUGUCGCUCUCAACUACUGUGAUGUGGUCCACGUUGCUGGAUUCGGAUACCCCGGCUCAAGGACCCCGCGGCAGCCGAUCCAUUACUAUGGAUACGACACCAUGAAGUCUAUGAAAAACUCAUACCACGACGUCAAACACGAAGCUCAAGUCUUAAAGAGACUGGAGGAUUCUGGAGCCAUUUCAUACCUGCACCAGCAUUUAUGAUGCAGACUCUUCCAACAAUCAAGGAACAAUUACAAUUUAAAAUUUGGUUUUGGGAGCUUAAUGGGACACCAGCGUGCCUUCAGCAGGGGGAUACAGGGUCUUGUCCUGGUUCAUUGCUGGAAUCAAGCAUCUCACAGCUGCUGCUCAAAUGAGAUGUGUUUCCUCCAGAAGAUCGAUGUUUUAUCAUUGAACUGCAAAGCAGAUGAUUCUGGAUCAUUCCUUCUACAUGGUUACAAACUCAGUGUCUCUUGGACAUAUUUUUUUCCUCUGAACUGACAGAGACAGAGAUGUGCUGGAGUCUGAUGGGAUUUUAGCACCAAUGAGAAGAAAUGACCUGCUCACAAAUCUACAGCUAGAUUAGCUUUACUAUUGGAGUGAACUGUCUUUAGAUUGUUCAUUUUUCACGAUCUGAUUAAAAUAAGUGACUUAUUAAUUUAUUGAGGAAUUUUUUUAGAUACAUAUGAUGGUACUUCUGGAUCUUUUUAAUGUACAUAAUGAAGAAAAAUUAAAAAAUUACCAAAAUUAUUUUAAAUUAAUAUUUUGUUUUGCCUGCUUUUUCUGCCGUUUGCUGCUAAUCUGACCAAGCCGACCUCUCAUGCUGUACCACUGAUCACCACUAGAUGGCAGAGAGUCUCUGUUGCAUUCAUGACGUGCUCCUGGUAGUCUUUACUGCACUGCACAUGGUGCAGUCAUGCAGCAGCACAUCUUUAAGCGCCUGGGGUAAUGGCAACAGGGAAACUUGCACUAGUCCAUGUGCAGGGCCACGCAUCUGCAGUACGAACAUCUGGAAGACCAGAAAUUUGCACAAUGCUGAUAAUUGAGAAUGACUAGCACACAGCUGCCACUGGCGACAGAUGUUAAUGAUGGUUUGUGCUCCGCGUACACGUGGCCCUCCGUAUUAGCGCUGACAUGCAUGGAGCGGGGCCCUCGGCGUUUAGAAACCGUGGUUACUCACAUCUUAGCACGGCAGCCGCUGUGACGGGGGGCCAGCUCAUCAUCCGGCACCAGAAUAACACAAGACAGCUGAUCUCCUAGAAAUCACUAAAUCAUACAGUAAACGCUGUAGUACAAUCAUUUUUCCGCUAUUAGUAUGAAUGUAGCCUGCUGCAUGACCAUUGUGAUACUACCACCGUGUGCUGCUGCUGAAGCCCAGCUUUAAGUGCCAAUACACUUGAGUGCGGUGUUGCGUCUUUUGAAUAGUGAUGCACACGUUCUUCUCAAGGUCAGAGCAUGAAAGAGUUAUCGUCGGGCUGCGAUUCACCGCACUGAGCUCAGCACACAACUUUGAAAUAAUGUUUCUACGACGAGACGUCAGCCUAAAAUAUGACAUGGUUCUAAUAUGUCAACAAAACAGGAUGCUGUCAUUACAGUAAUGUGUGAUUCUAGAAAAGCCAUAUAUACCACAGUAACACCGGUCACAUGGAGGGUAAGUCAUUUUCAAUUCAUUAUUAAAUUUGAUGGCAGUGCCACAUUAAAAUUAUAUUUAUAUAUUAUUAAAAGGCCUGUGUCAUCUCACAGUGGUGUUUGUUGAUUGUGUUUUUACACAUGUGCUUUUACUGAAUGAUUAGAUUUUGUGGCAAAAAGUAUUUAACUGCAAUGUGUUCUCUCAAUUUUCUUGUUAUUAUUCCCUAAACAAAAUCCUGCCAGUCUUUAUGGAUAUUGGGAGAU